UAAUGAUAAAAUUGGCCUCACAUUUUUUGGUUUACUUUCUAUCUAUUUCACUCUCCUGUCAUCAAUGGUCAACAAUAAGCAAUCGCCAUAUAGACUCAAUUUCAAGAUCCCGACAUGCCGCCAGGAAUUUGAAUAUCCGGCUGAGGUUCUAGAUGCUCUCGUGCUUUCCUUGAAAGAAACUGGGCACCUUUGCAGCCUUGAGCCCUUGGAGGAGGGCGUUCGGAAAAAAAUCACGGCUAAGUGGGUAUCAUGGCUCGCCAACGAAAAAUCGUGUAAAUUCUCCUUCUCCACUCGUAUGCUGUUGCAACUCAAGGACUACAUUCAGGCUUGCAUCCGUAUAACUUGGCGUAUGAUCAUCCAGGUUCCACCCAUGCAACUGGAGUAUAAAAGUACCACUUUGAAAAAUUUCCACAAGAAAGUUGGAUACCACAAUGAUCCAGAAAUGUGUUUAAGGCCUCCUUCAAAUGGACAAGCGUCGGUUGUGGAUGAAAUUGCUUGUUACUUGUGGCCUGCCCUAUUAGAUGGAGGAGGAAGAAUCAUUCAAGCAGGAGAAGUCCUUUGUAAAGUGGAAGCCCAAGCGAAAUAGAAGCUGAAUUGAAAUAAGGUAUAUCAAGGGACGGAAAACAGC
Messenger RNA from Stylophora pistillata, 628 nucleotides. RefSeq lists its product as uncharacterized. Lineage: Eukaryota; Metazoa; Cnidaria; Anthozoa; Scleractinia; Pocilloporidae. The record is from RefSeq and is a predicted model, not a curated record.